CCUUCAGCAGCAGCUGAAAUUUAUAAGUAUAGAGACUUAACUGUACAGGAGACAACCAGUGUUAUUACGCAGUACAAGGACCUCAAACCUGUCAUGGAUUCAUAUGUUUUUAACGAUGGUUCAUCUAGGGAGUUGAUGAGCCUCAGUGGAACCAUUCCUGUGCCUUACAGAGGUAACACAUACAAUAUCCCAAUUUGCUUGUGGCUGCUGGACACCUACCCUUUCAACCCCCCAAUUUGUUUUGUUAAACCCACUAGCUCUAUGACAAUAAAAACUGGGAAGCAUGUUGAUGCAAAUGGAAAGAUAUACCUUCCUUAUCUGCAUGAGUGGAAAUACCCCCAGUCAGACUUGCUGGAGCUGAUUCAGGUCAUGAUCGUUGUGUUUGGUGAGGAACCUCCGGUCUUUUCUCGACCUACGGCUUCGUCAAGCUACCCACCAUACCAGGCAACAGGCCCGCCAACAACUUCCUAUGUGCCGGGCAUGCCAGGUGGGAUAUCUGCCUAUUCAGCAGGAAGCACUCCAAACCCGAGCUACCCAAACUAUCCUUAUCCGGGUGGUGUUCCAUUUCCAGCAACCACUAGUGUUCAGUACUACCCUCCUCAGCCUCCUGUGACUACUGUUGGCCCCAGUAGAGAUGGAACUAUCAGUGAGGAUACCAUUAGAGCUUCCCUUAUUUCGGCAGUCAGUGAUAAACUGAGAUGGCGGAUGAAAGAAGAAAUGGAUCGUGCACAAGCUGAACUCAAUGCUUUGAAACGGACAGAAGAGGAUCUGAAGAAAGGACACCAGAAACUGGAAGAAAUGGUAACUCGCCUGGAUCAAGAAGUGGCUGAAGUUGACAAGAACAUUGAACUUCUGAAGAAGAAGGAUGAGGAGCUCAGUUCUGCCUUAGAGAAAAUGGAAAGUCAGUCAGAAAAUAAUGACAUAGAUGAAGUUAUUAUUCCUACAGCACCACUUUACAAGCAGAUCCUGAACUUAUAUGCAGAGGAAAAUGCAAUUGAAGACACCAUCUUCUAUCUUGGGGAAGCAUUGAGACGUGGAGUGAUAGAUCUAGAUGUCUUCUUAAAGCAUGUACGUCUUCUGUCUCGCAAGCAGUUCCAGCUGAGGGCAUUAAUGCAGAAAGCAAGGAAGACUGCUGGACUCAGUGAUCUCUACUAAAUUCUCAGACUUUAACUGGGAAGUUAGAUUUCCUUAUGAGCAGACAUUCUCUUGAUAUUUCUCUUAAUCAGUAGGUGCCCAGAAUAAGUUAUUACAUCAUUCAAGUGUAAGAUAUUUUGAAUCAAUAAUAUAUUUUCUUUUUGGUAAAGACUAGCUUUUAUUAAUGCACUUUCUAUCUCUUGUAAUCUUUGUGCUGGUGGACUUAACGCUGAAUAAAACUUGUUGCAUAUUUUCUUCCUCUA
Messenger RNA from Athene cunicularia (burrowing owl), 1397 nucleotides. It is a transcript of the gene TSG101, whose product is annotated as tumor susceptibility 101. Lineage: Eukaryota; Metazoa; Chordata; Aves; Strigiformes; Strigidae. Gene Ontology annotation, cellular component: ESCRT I complex. The record is from RefSeq and is a predicted model, not a curated record. Gene Ontology annotation, biological process: protein transport; protein modification process; endosome to lysosome transport. The coding region runs from base 94 to 1155 and encodes 353 amino acids. The transcript has 10 exons. Gene Ontology annotation, molecular function: ubiquitin binding.